AUGCUUGCCGCUUGGCCAUCCUUUGGAAAGAAGGUGGCACCUAUUUGGACACAGAUUUUAUUAUCCUCAAAAAUUUUGAAAAUAUCACAAAUGCAAUGGGUAUGCAGUCUUUAUAUACACUUAACGGAGCUUUUUCUCAAAUUCCGACCACAGAAUAAGUUCAUCGAGCUUUGCAUGAAAGACUUUGUUGGCCAGUACAGUUACUGGUUUUAUGGUCAUCAAGGUCCUCAGCUCUUGACUCGAGUAUUUAAGAAGUGGUGUUCCAUUCGAAGGUUACGGGACAAGAAUAGUUGCCGAGGAGUCAAUGUGCUUCCAAAAGAGGCCUUCUACCCUGUUGACUGGCAGGAUUGGAGAAAGUAUUUUCAGGUUAUUGAACCAACUGAAAUGGGAAAGGUUUUGAAGCACAGCUAUGGUGUUCAUUUAUGGAACAAAAAAAGCCAAGGGCAGUCACCAGAGGUGGGAACCUUUCUGGAACAACUUCAAGACAAACACUGCCCAACAACAAACAGAAUAAUGAAGAUGUAUGUCUAA
This is a messenger RNA of Staurois parvus, 531 nucleotides long. The record is from the annotation of a GenBank genome assembly. Lineage: Eukaryota; Metazoa; Chordata; Amphibia; Anura; Ranidae.